CCCGUUUUUCGCAGCUUCGAUUUCCAAGAACCCGAAUCUCGUUUGCUCAGCACGAAACAGGCGCUACGUCAAGCACCGUUGCGCAGCGGUGGCCGUGCGUCUGCUCGAUCUCCCCGCACUACGUCCUUAGCUGCGCAACUGCAGCCUUAGUCUUAGCCUUAGCCUUGCCGGAUCUCCUUGUUCCGGCAGCACAGCACAACACAGCACGAUGGCACUUGCAACGAACGACUUCUAGAUAGGAGGUGAGACUGACCUGUAUCGCGCGCGUGUCCGGUCCUCCACACACACACAUACACACAGAGACGUCUGCCUGCUGCAGUCCUGCCUGUGCCCUCGCCGACCAGAGCCGCGACACCAGACUCCGCACAUCUUGACUACCGCCACCCGCUAGGCGAGUUAUCGACCGCGCCCAUGCGCAAUGCGUCUUCUGUACCGCAGCAGUCAUGGGGAUUUGACAUUUGCGGACUAUCUACACGAUAGUGUUCCAGCUUAUGCCAUUCUGUCGCACACAUGGGGAAAGGACGAGGAAGAGGUCACUUUUCAAGAUAUCAAGAAUGGAUCUGGACGGCACAAAGAAGGAUAUGAGAAGACCAAGUUCUGUGGAGAACAAGCGGCUCGUGAUGGCCUGCAGUACUUCUGGGUGGAUACGUGCUGCACUAUACAGACUCACCACCGACGACAAU
Lindgomyces ingoldianus is the source of this 683-nucleotide messenger RNA. Its product is annotated as HET-domain-containing protein. The record is from RefSeq and is a predicted model, not a curated record. Lineage: Eukaryota; Fungi; Ascomycota; Dothideomycetes; Pleosporales; Lindgomycetaceae. The annotation marks the transcript as partial. The transcript has a single exon.